AUGGAGCUGAUAACUAUUCCAUUCAGCGAGGUGCAGACUGCGCUGCAAGAAGCAAAGGAGGCUUGGGCAGACACAGACAAAUUCAAUACCCACGGCCAUUCGUUCGAAGAUAUUAACGCGCUGGUACCGGAGACACAAGACCUCAAGCAUAUCAAGCCAGGCCUCUUCUCAACAUUAUACCAACAUUGGGUGCCGUUGAUAAUGUCUAGCCAAGGCGCAGAGGAAUGGCACACUUUCGAGCUACCUCGCUACCUGGCCUUUGAGACGACAGAAAUGUAUCAAGUCUGGAUCGCAAGGGCGUCUUCUAGAUCGUCUAUCUUCAAUGGCCUAGUUGAAAUGUUUCCAAAGCAGUCAUCGGCCGGCAUGAAGACCGAAGAACUAUUUGGUCGUCAUCAGAAAUGGUUCCUCCGACUAGACAGCUGCAGUACCAAGGACGGUGAGAACGGCAUGAAACCCAUUACAAGCGUACACGAUCUUAUUAGACAGCUGUGUACUUCUAUGAGAGGAAGACGGGCCAUUUUAGAUACCCUCGAGGACGGCGUGAGCAAGCCUGUGGUUUAUCUCAUUCCGUAUAACGAGCAGAUGGACCCCUCGCGCGAGUUUCGAGUCUUCUGUCCACCACCGGGAAGUGGAAUUGCUGCCAUAUCACAAUAUAGGUGGACAAGCCCGUUUGCAGUCAACAACAUGGAAGAUGCAGUCAGGGUGGCCAAUCGGGUGCGCCUUGACUCCCUGCAGAUUCACAGUAGGAUUAUGGAGACCGCACGCCAGCUGCCAGAUGUGCUUGUACACGAGAUGAUGGAGCGGGAGGGCUUUACCUUUGAUGUUUUGAGCGUGCCUGAUGGAUCAACGCAGCUAGUUGAAAUUAAUCCCUUUGGCGCUAUGAGUGGCUGCGGUAGUUGUUUAUUCCACUGGCUGAGGGACUCGAAGAGUUUGUAUGGAUUGACAAGCAACAUUCCAGUCAAGAUGGUCUUACCGGACAGCCUGCUAGAUGCUAAUACCCACUAG
Molecule: messenger RNA, 1005 nt
Organism: Trichophyton rubrum CBS 118892
Lineage: Eukaryota; Fungi; Ascomycota; Eurotiomycetes; Onygenales; Arthrodermataceae
Exons: 1
Coding region: 1-1005 (334 amino acids)
Source: RefSeq, a predicted model, not a curated record